AAUGCGUUUCUCCUCUGCAAUUGUCCUCGCCGUCAUGACUACUUUAGCAUCAUCAAUCUCUGCCAUGCCUCUUACCAGUGACACGGAUAGCACCGAUCAUUGUGCCAGGGCUUGCAUUUCGGACUCACAAUGCAACAGCGAUCAAUGCACUUUUAAUCAAUGCGCGAACCUUUUUCGUCUGCACAGUGAGUCAAGUUUCUGCUUUCACAUUGGUGCAGUAUGGCUGUUGACACUGACAUGCGAGUUACUAGGCAGAUCAGUCUACAGCGCAGCCUCACACUAUAUUGUCGAGUGUUGUUGAUCCCUGGCAAAAUAAGACGAUUGUUUCGGCAAGCCAAGUACACG
Molecule: messenger RNA, 345 nt
Organism: Suillus plorans
Lineage: Eukaryota; Fungi; Basidiomycota; Agaricomycetes; Boletales; Suillaceae
Exons: 5
Source: RefSeq, a predicted model, not a curated record